Schistosoma turkestanicum is the source of this 1425-nucleotide messenger RNA. NCBI's taxonomy places the organism in Eukaryota, Metazoa, Platyhelminthes, Trematoda, Strigeidida, Schistosomatidae. The record is from the annotation of a GenBank genome assembly.
AUGUUAGUAUUGCAGGAGUCUACUGAUGUGUGUUUUGAAUUUGAAUAUGAAUAUAUAAAUUCAGCAGAAGAAGUUUUAAAUUCUAUUUAUAUGACAUCUAAUUGGGACGACCUUGAGAAAGCUUUCUAUUUAGCAUUGAUGGGUAUUUACAAUCAAUAUAUAGAGGAACGUUACUUCCGUCAUCGUUUGGCACGUUCGCAUAAUUUAAUAACUCACAUUAUGCGUGAUCUGAUGUGUAACCAAUCAAAGCAGUUAUUCAACCAUAUAUCCAGGCCUCGGGUAGUCAAAAAAGGAUGUUGCACCACGUCGACUUCUGGAGUUGUUUCUCGAAUCAAAAAACUAAGUCGAGGAUUUUGUUUUAGUGAUGGUUUCAGGAAGCGAAAACCUGAAUAUCCCCACAAACUAAAACAUUCUGUUGAUGGGGUUAGUGAUUUUAAUCUUAACUGUAAUGUUACGAUGACUGGACAUGUGGACACCGGAGUUUUUGGUCAGUCACUGGCUUUAGCACCAAAACACUUAAGUUGUCCAUAUAAAUCUGUACCGAUGCCUCAUCUAAAGCAAUAUUGUGUAUCCUACCAGGUUAUACAAAAUGGUGAUGUAGAUUCUUCUACAGUCAAUUUAAAUAUUCCUGAUUUGUGUAAAAAUCUUGCUGUACCACAUAUCACUAAAAGAUUGCUUGUUCGUGAUGAUUCAUGGCUAACCGAGUCUUAUACCUCAUCAGAAAUCCUUGACUCAGGCAUCAGUUCUGCAGAGUCCUCUUCUAAUUCCACAACUUCGUGUGGUAAUUUUAGUGACCAAUUAAAUUUAACCCCCUUCAAACCAACCAAUGAUUUGCUGCUAUCCAGUCACAUAGUUCCCAUUCGUCCUCGAUCAAAUUCUGAUUCUGUUUGUGAUUCCGUUAUGAUGAAAUCAAAAAACCAAUAUCCCAACUUUACGAAUCAAAUCAUAUUGUCAAGUAAAUCAACGAACAGCGGACUCUCAGAGACUGGUCUUGUGACAAGCGUAAUUGAAUGUCUUUCUCAAUCUGCCGAUAAAAUAAAUACUCCCUUCCCUGCACCCCAGAAACGACGUCGGGGACGUCCCUCCGGAAAAUAUAGUGCGAUAUCAUCUUUAUCUGAAAACCAGAAUACUGAAAAGCAAAAUGAACAAACAUUAUUGAUGCGUAGUAUGUCAAACUCAAAAACCAGUGAUAUUGGAUCUUGUGGAAAGACUCAGUAUCAUUCAUCCGGAAACAGAACGUCUCAAGUUGAUAUUUCGUCGAAUCUGGAUAUGUACAAUUCCAUCAAAAGUCUUACCUGGUUAGUUGAAAAUGUAGAAACUCCAUUGACGGUCCCUGUGCAUCGUCGUCGUGGACGUCCACCUCGUAAUCCUAUUUCGUACAAUGUUUGUAGUGCUAAAAAGUUUGAAAAAACGUUUCUUACGUAA